AGCUGCAGCAGGAGCUUGCUGAUGCUCUUAAAAAGCAAUCUAUGUCAGAAGCUUCACUUGAAGUUACUACACGCUAUCGCAGUGACCUGGAGGAAGACAAGCUGCGCUUGCAAAAGGAAUUGGAAAAGGUUAAAACCAAGCUGCGGGCAGAGGAAGAAAAGCAUCUUCAGUCUGAGCAUUGUGUUCGUGACUUGAAGACUGCCUUGGAUGAAAAGGAAAGAGAAGCAAUAACUUCUGCCCAGAAACUGCAGGACCUCCUCUUGGCAUCUUCCGAGACUGAUACGACUAUAAAACAACUGGAAGAACAUGUGCAACACCUUGAAAUUGAAAACACCAGAUUGGAAGCCACUGUCCAGCAACAAAGUAAUAGGAUUGAAGUCCUUCAGAGAGACCUACAAUCCUCUGCCUCAAUCGAUGAACUUUCCCAGCAACUGGACAUGAAAUCUAAAAAAUGCAUGCAGCUGGAAGCCAAAAAUCAGGACUUGCAAGAAGAGCUGUCCACUCUGCGUGGAAAGUGUGAAAACCUGGAGAAGAACAAAUGCCAGCUGAAAGAGGAGGUGGCAAAACUCCAGCAUCAUUCAGACACUAACAUGGUGGAUCGUAGCCAAAUAGAACAGUAUAAGAGGGAGGUGGAAGAACGAGCUGGACAAGAAAUAAGACAAAAGCUACAAGAAGUCAAUCUGUUUUUGCAAGCACAGGCAGCCUCCCAAGACAGAUUAGAACAAAUCAGAGCCAGUCAUCAUGCUUCACUGAGAAACCAGCUAAAAGACAGAAUUAGAGAUCUUGAAUGUGAACUGGACAGGAUAAAAAAUACCCAGCAAGACAGUACUUUUCAAAAAGAAUCCGUGCAGGCAGAGGUGGAAAAGUACAAAGAGCUCUAUCUGGAGGAAGUGAAAACCAGAAAAAGCCUGGCAAAGAAACUGGAAAGGUAAGUCCAUGCUUUUUUGGAGUGGUAAUAACAGACUGCUUUUUCCUCGUGCAUUUUCCUUCUACAAUCCCUUUUCUACAUCUGGCCAGCAUGAUAGGUCAAAGCAUAACAG
Molecule: messenger RNA, 1040 nt
Organism: Empidonax traillii (willow flycatcher)
Lineage: Eukaryota; Metazoa; Chordata; Aves; Passeriformes; Tyrannidae
Product: ankyrin repeat domain-containing protein 26-like
Exons: 5
Coding region: 42-932 (296 amino acids)
Source: RefSeq, a predicted model, not a curated record